Messenger RNA from Plodia interpunctella (Indianmeal moth), 4953 nucleotides. RefSeq names its product histone-lysine N-methyltransferase PRDM16-like. Gene Ontology annotation, molecular function: chromatin insulator sequence binding. Lineage: Eukaryota; Metazoa; Arthropoda; Insecta; Lepidoptera; Pyralidae. Bases 375 to 3251 code for a protein of 958 amino acids. Gene Ontology annotation, biological process: regulation of transcription by RNA polymerase II. The record is from RefSeq and is a predicted model, not a curated record. Gene Ontology annotation, cellular component: chromosome. The transcript is spliced from 9 exons.
UAUUGCUCGUUAGCGACACACGGCGGUGGGUGGCGGCGCCCUGUCACUUUGACAGUUGUUGACCGCGGGGGAGACAGCGCGGUCGCCGGUCACUGUCGUUUCCCGCGUGAAAAUCGCUUUCCCCGCUGUCGCGCUUCAACACGUGAACAGUGUCCUACCGACCGCUCGCGUGACUCGCCGCGCUCCCAGCUCACCUCAUCCUACGGGAGACGUUGUCACCCGACGCCCGCCCGCAUCACACUGCCCCCGCCUUCCUGGUCCCCGCGCGCGCAGAAAAAAUAACUAGUUCCGAUUUCAAAAACUUUUCAAAGCCGUUGUGUCAUCGAUCGAAGUUAAUAAUUGAACUGUCUUGUUUACUGAGCGUCGUGGAGGCGAUGCGGUCCAAGGCGGUGGCGAGGCGGCUGCAGGCGCAAGGCACAGAAGAAGACCCAAAUGCAAUUGCAACUAAUGAUAAUGCAGCAGCAGACAGUCAAGAAUCUGGCAGCCCCCCGCCCAGCCCCACUGACUCCGCCACUUCAGAAUCAGCCCCCACUCUAGUCCACAUCAAGCAGGAGAACAUGCCUCCCGGAGCCGACCUCAAAGAGUACUACGGCUCCUUAGACUUCGGCCUAUCAGACACAUACCUACCUUCCAACUACCCUGAAUACGCCCCUGGCUUCUUACAAAGACCAUUAGAUUUACAAAACCAAAGGUAUCUAGAUCCAGAAAAAAGCCCAAAAGAUAUCAAAGAACCACCAGAAGAUGAAAUAAAAGAAAUUAAUAUACCUGGUGAGCUGAUACUAAAAAAUGGCGGUGUUUUUGCGAGAUCUAAUAUUCUGGUUGGAACAAAGUACGGCCCUUUCGUCGGAAAGUGGGGAACGCAGCCGUUGGACUCCAAAUACGCCUGGGAGGUGGUCGGCAAGAACGGCAUUCGGGGAUGGCUGGACGGCACUACAGAAAAAGGAAACUGGUUGAAACUGAUCCGCUAUACAAACUACACCCACGACGCCAACUUACAGCAUACACUGCACGCUGGUGAAGUAUGGUACAAGGUGAUCCGGGAUAUCUCCUCAGGCCAGGAGUUGUUGCUGGGACCCAGGACUCCACUGCCCUUGCAGGAUGUGAUGCCCUCUAGCGAACACCAGAGUUCCAGUAACAAAUUCUCGCAAGCAGAAGAGGAAGACAGAGAGGAUACAGAGCCGAGGUGUUCCUUCUGCGACGCGCCCUUCCCUAACAUCGAUGCUCUCGACCGUCACCUGAUCCAGGCGCACGGGCAAACACCCGGUGCAUUUCAUUGCGAGCUCUGCAACCGUGCAUACAGCUCCCGAGCAUUGCUGCUGCGACACCGGGCCCUAGCCCACACUGACAUCAGGAAAUAUCCUUGCGAGAACUGCCCUAAGGUAUUUACCGAUCCUUCCAACCUCCAGCGCCACAUCCGCGCGCAGCACGUGGGCGCGCGCAGCCACGCGUGUCCAGAGUGCGGGAAGACCUUCGCGACCUCCUCGGGCCUCAAGCAGCACACUCACAUCCACUCUAGCGUCAAGCCGUUCCAGUGCAAAGUCUGCUUUAAGGCAUACACCCAGUUUUCUAACUUGUGUCGUCACAAGCGAAUGCACAUCGCCUGUAGAGCCCGCGUUGAGUGCGGGAAAUGCGGCCAGUCCUUCACUUCCUAUGCCUCGCUCACUAAACACAAGCGGUUCUGUGACUGCCAGAGUGCCAGCGUCAACCUCCGAGGCCAGAUGCACCAAGGAAUACCGCAGAUACCGCCCCUUCCAAACGUCGGGAUGAAUAAUCCAAAUAAUCCAAACCCGUUCCCACUAUACAGAGGACCUACACUGCCAUUACCGUACAAUUCUUACUACCCAGCAUUAUUUUCCGCUGCGGCAGCUGCUUGUCAACCGGAGUUUUUGAACCCACUGCUUUUCAAUGUUCAAGGAAGACUGGCAAUGGAACAUGACAUUGCCUUAUCAAAUGCAAAUAUGGCUAAACAAGAAGAUCGAAUGUCUGUUAAAAGUAUUGAUAGCUCAACAUCAUUAGAUGAUAAAAAAAAUAAAGAUGCGGAGUUUGAGAACAGGAGAAAUAAUGACAGUUCAGACAGAACUACACCAAAUAAAACACAGAGUCUGUACUCUAAACAAUCACCACGGUCAUCUGAAGAUAUAUCUCAGCCACGACCCUCGCCAGUUAUGGCUGUAUCAUCUCCCAUCGUACCAUUCAAUUUUGCAAGAGAAGAUUUAAAAGGAAAGUCUCCCUUUAAUUUCUCAUUGAAACUCAAUAAUAAUGAAAUAAAAGGACACAAAUCAGUUUCUCCUUCGCCUAAAGAUUUGUCAAAAAGUAUUACAAGUGAGGAUAAGAAUUCAGAAUAUUCUGAUGUAGAAGACGAUCCUAAGAAAGAUUUAGGCGAUCAACCGUUAGAUUUAUCGAUUUCAAGAAAACAAACUGACAUGGAUUCUGAAGUAAAGAAUAAUGAUAGUUCCUUUCGCAACUUAUCAGUUAAGUCUUAUUCGCCACCUGAAAGUCCCACAGAGAGAAGCAAAACUCCUGAAAAUGACACAACAGAUGUAGACGUAGAAGGCGUUGAUACUAAACGCGAGGACUCACCUUCAAUGGUCUCUCAGCCUCUAGCGUUCCCAAUGCCCGUCCACCCUCAGCACAACAACAUCAUUGAUGCCAUGUAUCGACCUAGGUUUCCUCCCUUUCAUUCAGCAGACGCGCUUUUGAGUUCCACACACUCGCCUUACGUACCAAGUCCGUUUAAUUUUUUAUCCCCACUUCUCGGUACUGAUGGUCCGGAGCGGCAAACGAGCGCUUACGCAAAAUUUCGUGAACUGAGUGCCGGUCCUGGUAAACUACGUGACCGUUACGCUUGCAAAUUCUGUGGAAAAGUAUUUCCUCGCAGCGCUAAUCUCACACGCCAUCUCAGGACACACACAGGGGAGCAGCCUUACAAAUGUAAGUACUGCGAGCGUUCCUUUUCGAUUUCGUCCAAUCUGCAGCGUCACGUGAGGAACAUUCACAACAAAGAGAGACCGUUUAGAUGUCCGUUAUGUGACAGGUGUUUCGGCCAGCAGACAAAUCUGGACCGGCACCUGAAGAAGCACGAAGCGGAGGGUGGAGACUCACCGAGUUCAGCGGAUACAGAACGAGAAGAUGCAUGCUUUGAUGACAUCAGGUCUUUUAUGGGGAAGGUGACCUGUUCCCCCAGCGCGGGCUCGCCGCCGCCCGCGUCCCCGCGCGUCGCGCCGCGCCACUCGCUCGCGAUCUCCACAUAGCCCUCGCUGUACUCGCUGCCGCCUCCGCCUCCGCCUCCGCCGCCGCUAUGGCAGCAACCCUUUGAAUAACACGAACAUCGUAUGAAGUUGCCUCAUGUAAAAAAUGUAUAUCAACAAAAUAAAUCCUGCUCGAAAUAUCUGUUUGUUUUCAAGUGCGAGAUCGAAGCGUUAAAAUAACGGAGCCUAUAGAAUUAUUUACCUAGGUAAUCAAAUUUUUGGAGGCUAUAUUUUAAUCACGUAAAAUAGAAAGUUUUAACACUUUAUUGUAUUAACUUUAAGGAAACACAUCAAGUUCGUAGUACAACGCUAUUAAUUCUGUCGUAAAAUAAAAAUAGAAAUGCAAACGAUGGUUUUGAUACCAGUUUUGUAAAAGUUAUUGAAAAAUACAAAACAUAUUAACAAAAUCAUUUUCAUUCAUGACAACGCGAACGAGUACGUUUUUAAUGUAGCUACUUACUUCAUAGAAUAUUGUUAAUAAUGUUUAUCUUAUUUGUUCCUAGUGUAAAUUUAAAAUAUAUUUAGAUGAAAAGUAAAUUGUACAUAUUUGUUAAUUUUUAUUUCUGUAACUUAAGUUUCAUAAAAGUGCUAAUUAGAUGUCUAUUAAGAUUUUUUUUCUGUGAAAUUCCAAAAAUGCCUAUUUAUUCUUAAAUUGAAGUAAAUAAAUUUUAUUUUUAGUCGAAAACUACCAAAGGUUCUCUUUAUGCAUAAAUUAAUCUUCUUGAUAUUUCUUUUAUUAAAAUACAUUUAUGUAAAUCAAAAUAUUUGGCAUUUAUAAAAUUUUUAAGUUAACACUUCCUAGAUAAUCAUAUUUUUGUUAAAUUUGUUAUUAAUACAGUUAUUAUUGUAAAUAGAAAUACAAAAUUGACAGAAGCAUAUCAUAUUUAGAACGAAGCUCAAAAUAUUUAGUUAUGAGUCAGUAAUAUAAAAAAAUAAUUAAGUAGGUAUCUAGAUAUAAGUAAAUUAACUUUUUCAUUAUCAUCGAAAAUCAAACCGUAAGUAAUUUACUAAUGAAAGUAUUUUUAACUUUACCUACGUUCCUUACACGUGCGUAAAUUUUAGAUGUUAUAAAUUGUAGAGGUGAUGAAUAAUCCGAAUCGCUUAAUAAUUUUUGUUUUGUGUAUAAAUGCUUACAUAGCUGAAAAAUUAGGCGAACGACUACUGAAUGAGAAAUCCAUAGUAGAAUCCAACUACGUAUGCGUAUUAUUUCGUACAAAAUACCUAUUAAAAAAAAUGUUUUACAUAUGUUUUAGACUGAUAUAAACUUUUAAUUAGGUACUUUCAUCAGUAAGUAACUUAAUAUAGUAAGCAAUUUGCUAUCAUUAUAAUCACAACUGUAUAGAUGUUUAGAAACAAAUGUAAUAUAGAGUUUUUGGACUUAUUCUUAUCUCUCUUGUAAUAUAUUUAAAUUGCAAUAUUUCUGAUGUUAUCUCCAUUUGUAAUGUAUCACUUGGCGGGUAGGGCCACUAGACACAUGGGUGACGUAUUGUAAUGGUAUAAUACGCUCUUAGCCAGGACGCCCUCACAUCUUGUCCAAUAAAAACAUAUCCUUAAUUAGAAUGGGUAUCUAAUGGCCGGACCCCACUUGCACUAGAUAAAUAAUUUACAUAAGACGUUUUAUCGCACGAAGCGAAUCUACACUUGUAAUUUAAUUUUAAAUUCAAUCGCAACAUUGUAAUGCAUUGAAAAUAAAACGGUACAACUU